UGCAAUGAUUUAUGAUACAAAGCGCCAGUGUUUUAUCCUUCGCUUGGUUUGUCCGUCAGUGCACUCACUAGACCAGCUGUGGCAAAGUUAUCGCCGCGGUGAGCUACAGGCUGCUGUAGAGGAAAGUUUUGUCGGCAUGAAGACCCUUGAGGAUUUGGGCCUGAGCCGCAGCGACAUAAAUCUGUGGGUUGAAAUGGAUGAAGAUGAUUACAAUGAAUGUAGGAAAUACAUAAAGGAAAAGACAGAGUUGAAAGCAAUGAUUUACGAAGACUUGAAGAUGACAGUUCGUAAAGGUCCACAUGGCAGCGCAGAGAGGACUAUAUAUGGCAUACGUCAAGCCCUGAUGGCAGUUUUCAGUCUACGGAAAGAAGACAUUCUGAUUAAAUGGUGGGACUACUGCAGCCCUGGGGAUUGGGCUGUCAUAUGUUAUGGCAUACAACCUCAUCAUGUGGGUCACAUUGAAGACAAUAUCCAGGAUGUACCCAAAGAUGACCUCCGUGAACUGGGAGUGAUGACCAUCAACAUCGGCUCACAAACUUUAAGAUUGACGGGUGAAGAUGUUCCUCAAGAACUUGUGGCUUGGAAUGUAGAGAAGGGAGACAUUGGUAGCGAGUAUUCAGCUUCAGAAUCUGGCUACCACACUGGAUCACGCCUCACAACAGAAUUAGACGUUGACAGCACCUGUAUUGGAGACUACGAAGUUGAUGAGGGGGUGAAUUUUUAUUUAGAGCAACCAAGAGAAGACUCUCUUCCGAUAAGAAGUCACCAGGAACAGAUAGUGAACCAGGUCCAAGAUAAUGUGGUGACAUUCAUCACCGGGGAGACGGGGUCCGGGAAGUCAACACAGGUGCCCCAGUACAUCCUGGAUGACUGUGUGAAAAGAGGAAUGAAAAAAGUAAGAAUUCUUGUCGCAGAGCCGAGACAGCUGGCUGCUGUGACACUAGCAGAACGUGUAUCCAAGGAACAGGGUGAUCCAAAUGUUGGCUGCACAGUAGGGUACAGUGCAGGGGAUAAGAGAGAGAUCUCCAAGGAUACAAAAAUAACAUUUGUUACUACUGGAGCUCUACUAGAGAACCUGAUACACAGACCCGGUCACUUUACCAGGUACACACAUAUCAUAUUGGAUGAGGUGCAUGAAAGGAGAAUGGAGUUUGAUUUACUGCUUUGGAUGAUCAGAAAACUGAUGACAUCUGUGUCAAACAAAACCAAACUUGUUUUAAUGUCAGCAACCAUGCAGAAAGAUAUUUAUGUAAGAUAUUUCCAAGACUUGUCUUCCUGGGAUUCUGCCCCCAUAUUUGUUGGUGUCCAUCAGCACCCAGUGACAGAGGUUUACCUGGAGGACAUCAGUGACCAUGUGUGGACAUUAUCAGAGGAUGUGAGGAGAUAUUAUGUCAAAAAGAUUGCCAUAUGUAAUGGCUGGGAUGACAGCGAUUUCAUAAAAUCUGUAGAUACUUUCUUGGAGGAAAAUGUCAAAACAGACGGACCAGAGGUGGAUAAAGAAGGAGAGGAGUUGGAUACAGACGAAGAAGAGUCAGAAACAGAUGAUGAAAACCUGGAGAAGGAAAGGACGGGAUACUCAAACCUGAGACAAAAGAUCUUCAGUGAUCAUGGAGUGCUUCAUGAAUCUGCAGUGAAAAAAAGGAGUUACGCUUUGGAACGAAUAGUUGUUUCUCUUAUACAAGAAUACCUGAAGCCUGGAGAAACUUUGGUGGUAUUUUUGGAUGGUAUGUUAAGUAUUGAAAAGUUGGGGGAUGCACUUGGAGAGUUUGAGCCAAAUCCCCCUGCUGAGUGGCCUGUGGACCAUCUGAGGGUGAUUGUAUUGCAUUCACAGAUCCCACCAGAAGAUCAGGGAGAUGCAUUCAAAGCACCAGAAGCCAAUUGCGGCCAUGUUGUCCUGACAACCAACAUAGCUGAGAAUGCUGUGACAGUGCCCCAAGUACGUGUGGUAAUUGACCUAGGGUGGAAGAGACAGCCAGUGUAUGAUGUGACGAGCAGACUGACCACUCUACAGCGUACACAUAUCUCUAAGGCAUCUGCCAAACAGAGGAAAGGCCGCACUGGUAGAGUGUUUGAGGAAGGCAACCUUGUUAUUAGGCUGUACACCAGAAAGCUUUACAGAGAGUUGGAGAACUUUGACAAGCCAGACAUCCAGACUGCUCCUCUGGAGAAGGUGGUGCUCAAAGCCAGACAGGCCGCAACAAAUGCUUUCCCUGAUUUGAGAUCAAAGGAAAUACUUCAGGACACAAUAGAACCACCAGACAUCUCAAAUAUUGAUGAUGGAAUUAAAGUUUUAUGGGAGAAUGGAGCUUUCACAGAAAACUCUGAUAUGUCCAGCAUCACUAUGCUGGGUCACCUUGCGAUGCAGCUUCCAGUGGAUCUGAAACUGUCCAGGUUGGUUCUGUACGGCAUUCUGUUUGGAUGCGCAGUGGAAGGUAUCAUUCUAGCGGCAGCGCUAGCAUCAAAAGAUCCCUUCAUGAUGCCCACUAAGAAAGUCAUAAAGAACACAGAGGAAUUUGUCAAAUCCCUUCAUAGGUCAGAGAAGUCCAGACGCAAGUUUGAUGGGGGUGCAUGCUCAGAGCCAAUUGCAUUACUGAACUUAUUCAAGAAAUGGUUGGAGUGGAGCCAUAAUGAAAAGGGUAAGAUGGUUGUGGAUACAUCAGUAUCCAUGUGGGAUAUUAAAAAGGAAUUCUGCGAGAAUAAUGCUGUCAGUUUGAGCAGAUUAAAUGCCUAUGAAAGCUUGAUAACACGUUUGGCAAGUUCAGUUCUGAAAUAUGUAUCAGAUCAGAGCAUUGCCUGCAAGAUCAGUGCUUUGGUUUUCUUCAUUUCUGACACAAGGGAAGUUGACAACCCUUGUGUUACCAGCCAAACAGAUUUCUUCCAUCCCUCAGAUCUCUUCAUCAGUUCUGCCCAACCAGAUCUGAAGGCAUUGCUUCUGGCAGCUCUACACCCAGCAUUUCUUGUUGGUGAAACCAUGAACAAGCUCCAUUAUGUCAAAACAGAUGUCUACCCCUUCAAGGAGUAUACAAAUUUGGAGACAAAAAUGAAGGCAAAUAAGAUGGACAUGAAGCGUACAAUAUAUGUCCCAGCAAAACCUACAGUGUAUAACAAAAAUGAUGAAUGCAAAGUUAGAGCAAUAGAAAAGCUAGCAAAACUGUGUAAAUUUUCCCAGCAAACAUUGCCAGAACUGAAACCAGCAGAAAAGGGAUCACUUUUCAUUCAGUAUAAAGGAGCAGGGCCAGGGGAGUCUAAAAUAUUUCAUGACAUCACGAAAGAUGCCCAUAGCCUCUUCAAGUUUAGUGAAGGACGCCAUAGCAUCAUCUUCUCAGGUGAAAAAAGACUGAUUACUUUAGAGCAGCCAAUGCAUCCUUUCCGUAUCCACUGGUCUCUACUAAGUAUUAGAGGGACAGACAUGAUGAGUCCUGAACAAAGGGAGUAUCCGUGUACUGGGUUUCCUAAUUGGCGUGCACCAUUUGCCUCAGCAUGUGAUCUAGAUCAGCAAACGUAUCUGGCUGUUACUCACAAUUUUAUUAACUGGAAACAUUCUGUAGGGCAUAUUAAUGGGAUGACCAUCCUUCCUCAAGAUGAGGGAAAUAUGUUAGCUCUCUGCUUGAUACUCACCUUCCAACCAAAGCACUUCUCAACACGGUUUAUUGUAGACAUCUGGAGACGGAGAAUCACGCACCUGGAACUGUUCAGACACAGAUUUGCAAUACCAGAAGCAUCAGAGCUUACAGAGGAGAUACUUGACCACAUCAACCAGUUCCGCAAACAUCUGUCAGAAGCUUUGUGUGCAGACUUGAAAAAGCAACGUCUAUCAGAGUUUUGCAGCAUUAAAAGUUUUCUCACAAGAUUGAAACAGCUCAUGGAAAAAGAAAAGCAUCAGAGUAGGAAUAAACUUUCCAAAUUAGUUCAAGACAUCAGAGAGGCAAUAGCAGAUGCUGAAACAUUUCGUCAGCUGCCAGACAAGUUCAAACUGCUGCGAGCACUGAAGGAUAAGGAGACACCUUCCAUUGAUGACAUCAUAAAACAGAUGACACAGGGAACAGACUAUGAAGAGAGUACCCAGGAUUUGGACUACAGGUACAAUGUAGAAAUUGCCAUAAAGGCCAUGAUACCUAGUGAGACCCAGGAUGAAGAGCUGACUUACCUGCCUCCUUACAACUGUGAGGUCUUCUCCAUGGCAUAUCUGAAGCAACAGAAAGACCAGCAAGAUGCAGACAACAACAUGGCAUACUCCAAGAUUACAGCACGUGCUGCAGGACCAGAUUACUUUGAAUUUUCUCGAAGUGACACCAGUGAUGAAACCUCAUCAGAUGGUGAAGAAUGGGAGUUCAUGGAUGCCAAACAAGAAGAAGAAGAAACAUAUGUUGAUGACAAAUCCAGACCAGAACAGAAAAAAGAUGAUUCGUUCCCCUAUCAUCCAGUUUUAACAGCAACCAGUUUUAAAAGACGACACAGGAAGAGGAAAGAUUCAGUAACGGAGUCAGUCCCAGUAAACAUCCCAGGAGUUG
Lingula anatina is the source of this 4511-nucleotide messenger RNA. RefSeq lists its product as uncharacterized. Gene Ontology annotation, molecular function: helicase activity; ATP binding; RNA binding. Gene Ontology annotation, cellular component: intracellular anatomical structure. The record is from RefSeq and is a predicted model, not a curated record. NCBI's taxonomy places the organism in Eukaryota, Metazoa, Brachiopoda, Lingulata, Lingulida, Lingulidae.